AUGUCAUCCUCAAAUCCGGAUGAAGUCGUCGCCUCGACCAGCGUCGAUCUUCAUUUUCGCAACAAUGCAACACGCGAUUCGACAAUCACUGCCACCACUAGUAUAAGCGCGGCGAAACGCUCCGACGUCUCGUUGGCGUCGUCGGAAGAGAGCUCGGAUUUGUCGGAAGCCGAAGAGAAGGAGCUCGUCGACGCGACGUCGUCUUCGAAAGAGACGAUUGAAAAUUUUGACGAGGUUCUCGUCGAAGAUGACAUGGAUAUCGAUGAGGAUGGAAAAGUGCCGAGGCAAAAGUUGAUGGUCGAAAAAGAGCCGAUAGGGAUCUUGAAAAAAUCGUGUAAAAAUAACGACCCAUCUGAAAUCAUACACCAUCAUCCGCUGUUCGUGAAGGAUACAUCGAAAUAUUGGUACAAGCCAACAAUUUCGCGAGAACAAGCCAUCAAUAUGCUUCGCGACAAAAUGCCGGGAACUUUUGUGGUUCGCGACUCGAACUCGUUUCCGGGCGCGUUCGGAUUGGCGCUGAAAGUGGCCACACCGCCACCCGGUGUGACACCCGGCGAUGGCACCGAAUUGGUGCGACAUUUCCUUAUCGAGCCGUCGCCGAAAGGCGUCAAAUUAAAGGGAUGCAACAAUGAGCCUGUAUUUGGAUCACUAUCGGCGUUGGUUUAUCAACAUUCGAUCACUGCUCUCGCCCUUCCGACAAAGCUUGUCCUUCCCGAUUACGAUCCGGCCGCGACCCCCGAACAUGUGUCGGCGACACAGGCGCUCCUCAAGCAGGGUGCAGCGUGCAAUGUGAUCUACGUCGGCAGUGUUGAUGUCGAAUCGCUAACCGGACCCGAAUGUGUGAAGCGAAGCAUCACAACGUGUUCUCAACGCGCGUCCAACGAUGAAAGCCGAGCGGUGUCGGUUCACUUUAAGGUGUCUUCUCAAGGUGUCACACUCACCGACAACACGAGAAAAGUGUUCUUCCGACGUCAUUUCAACGUGCAAAAUGUGAUAUUCGCCGGAAUGGAUCCGAUAGACAGAAGGUUUGACAACACCAGGGCCCUCGGUUUUAGCGACGGCUGUAUUCCGCAAGCUCGAAUGUUCGCGUUCGUCUCAAGAAUUCCGUCGUCGUCGGAGAACGCUUGCCACGUGUUUGCUGAGCUUGAACCCGAGCAGCCCGGUUCGGCAGUGGUCAAUUUCAUCAACAAAGUGAUGUUAGCUCAGAAGACUAGAUAA
Molecule: messenger RNA, 1218 nt
Organism: Caenorhabditis bovis
Lineage: Eukaryota; Metazoa; Nematoda; Chromadorea; Rhabditida; Rhabditidae
Source: the annotation of a GenBank genome assembly